UUGUGGCGUGUGUGUGUCUCCUUCUCUCUCGCCCCUCUCCUCUCUUUCUCCACCUCCUCCCCAACUCACUGGAUAUUACCCAGCCGCCGGGAUCGCUGCUGCUGCUGCUGUUCCUGCUGUUGAGCCUCCUUCUCCCCAAGCCUAGCCAUGAACCCGGCCGAGGGGGCAGCGGAGGAAGGGGCAGUUCCCGAUUCCGAGGUGGAUGCCUUUUUCCGAACAGGAUCUUUCCGAAACGAUGGCUUAAAAGCUGCUGAUGUCCUUCCCAUACUAAAGGAAAAAGUGGCCUUUGUGUCAGGUGGCCGUGAUAAACGAGGAGGUCCUAUCCUGACAUUUCCGGCACGCAGCAAUCAUGACAGAAUAAGGCAGGAAGACCUUCGGAAACUUGUGACUUACUUGGCUAGCGUACCGAGUGAAGAUGUCUGCAAACGAGGGUUCACUGUCAUCAUUGAUAUGAGGGGGUCUAAGUGGGACCUGAUAAAGCCUCUCUUGAAGACCCUUCAGGAGGCCUUCCCUGCGGAAAUUCAUGUUGCCCUGAUAAUCAAGCCUGAUAACUUCUGGCAGAAGCAGAAAACAAAUUUUGGAAGUUCAAAAUUUAUCUUCGAGACAAGCAUGGUCUCUGUUGAAGGCCUAGCAAAACUGGUGGAUCCCUCCCAACUAACAGAAGAGUUUGAAGGAUCCUUGGAUUACAAUCAUGAUGAAUGGAUAGAGUUGAGAGUCUCCUUGGAAGAGUUUUUCAACAGUGCCAUCCAUUUGUUAUCCAGACUAGAGGACCUUCAGGAAAUGUUAGCUAGGAAGGAAUUUCCAGUGGAUGUCGAGGGUUCAAGAAGACUGAUAGAUGAACACACACAGCUCAAGAAGAAAGUAAUUAAAGCUCCAGUAGAAGAAUUGGACCGUGAGGGUCAGAGGUUAUUGCAAUGCAUAAGGUGUAGUGAUGGUUUUUCUGGGAGGAACUGCAUUCCUGGCAGUGCAGAUUUCCAAAGUCUUGUGCCAAAGAUCACCAGCCUUCUGGACAAACUGCAUUCAACACGGCAACACUUGCAUCAGAUGUGGCAUGUCCGCAAACUGAAACUAGACCAGUGCUUUCAACUUCGACUUUUUGAACAAGAUGCAGAAAAGAUGUUUGACUGGAUCAGCCACAACAAAGAGUUGUUCCUGCAGAGUCACACUGAAAUUGGGGUGAGCUACCAACAUGCUCUUGAUUUACAGACACAGCACAACCACUUUGCUAUGAAUUCCAUGAAUGCCUAUGUGAAUAUAAAUCGCAUCAUGUCAGUGGCAUCCAGGCUUUCAGAGGCUGGCCAUUAUGCAUCUCAACAAAUUAAACAGAUCUCUACCCAACUAGAUCAAGAGUGGAAGAGCUUUGCUGCAGCACUGGAUGAGCGCAGCACCAUUCUGGCCAUGUCUGCUGUGUUUCACCAGAAGGCUGAGCAGUUCCUGUCGGGUGUGGAUGCAUGGUGCAAAAUAUGCAGCGAGGGAGGCCUCCCAUCAGAAAUGCAAGACCUGGAAUUGGCCAUCCAUCAUCAUCAGUCCCUUUAUGAACAGGUCACCCAGGCCUACACGGAGGUAAGCCAGGAUGGAAAGGCUUUGCUGGAUGUCCUACAGCGUCCCUUGAGUCCUGGGAACUCAGAAUCUCUUACUGCCACAGCUAAUUAUUCCAAGGCUGUUCACCAAGUUUUGGAUGUAGUCCAUGAAGUCUUACAUCAUCAAAGGCGCUUGGAGAGCAUCUGGCAACACAGGAAGGUCCGGUUACAUCAGAGGCUUCAACUUUGUGUUUUCCAGCAAGAUGUUCAGCAGGUGCUGGACUGGAUUGAAAACCAUGGGGAAGCCUUUCUUAGUAAACACACUGGAGUGGGAAAGUCCCUUCAUAGGGCACGAGCUCUUCAGAAAAGACAUGACGAUUUUGAAGAAGUAGCACAGAAUACCUAUACUAAUGCAGACAAGCUACUGGAAGCUGCAGAGCAGUUGGCUCAGACUGGCGAAUGUGACCCUGAAGAGAUCUACAAAGCAGCACGGCACCUAGAAGUGCGGAUUCAGGACUUUGUCAGAAGAGUAGAACAGAGGAAGCUUCUUUUGGACAUGUCAGUCUCCUUCCACACUCAUACCAAAGAGCUGUGGACAUGGAUGGAAGACCUGCAGAAAGAGCUCUUGGAAGAUGUCUGUGCUGAUUCUGUGGAUGCUGUUCAAGAACUCAUUAAGCAGUUCCAGCAGCAGCAAACAGCUACUCUAGAUGCUACCCUCAAUGUCAUCAAGGAAGGUGAAGAUCUAAUCCAGCAGCUCAGGGAUUCAGCAGUCUCCAACAAUAAAACGCCACACAAUAGCUCCAUCAGCCACAUAGAGUCCGUCCUCCAGCAGCUUGAUGAAGCCCAGGUACAGAUGGAAGAGCUCUUCCACGAGAGAAAAAUUAAGCUAGACAUCUUCCUUCAGCUUCGGAUUUUUGAACAGUACACCAUUGAGGUGACAGCUGAGUUAGAUGCCUGGAAUGAGGACUUGCUAAGGCAAAUGAAUGAUUUCAAUACCGAGGACCUCACCCUAGCAGAGCAGCGUCUACAGCGACACACAGAGCGGAAGCUGGCUAUGAAUAACAUGACCUUUGAGGUCAUCCAACAAGGACAAGAUUUGCACCAGUACAUCAUGGAAGUCCAAGCUUCAGGCAUUGAACUGAUCUGUGAAAAGGACAUCGAUCUAGCAACACAAGUGCAAGAGCUGCUGGAAUUUCUUCAUGAGAAGCAGCAUGAGCUGGAGCUCAAUGCUGAUCAGACGCACAAGCGGCUGGAGCAGUGCCUUCAGCUCCGGCACCUGCAGGCAGAGGUCAAGCAGGUCCUUGGUUGGAUCCGGAAUGGAGAAUCAAUGCUCAAUGCCAGCCUUGUCAAUGCAAGCUCCCUGUCAGAAGCUGAGCAGCUCCAGAGAGAACAUGAGCAGUUCCAGCUGGCCAUAGAGUCCCUCUUUCAUGCCACUUCCUUGCAGAAGACACACCAGAGUGCUCUCCAGGUGCAGCAGAAGGCAGAGGUAUUGCUGCAGGCUGGGCACUAUGAUGCUGACGCCAUCAGAGAAUGCGCAGAGAAGGUGGCAUUGCACUGGCAGCAACUCAUGCUGAAGAUGGAGGACAGGCUGAAGCUGGUUAAUGCAUCCGUCGCUUUUUAUAAAACCUCAGAGCAGGUUUGCAGCGUGCUGGAGAGCUUGGAGCAGGAGUAUCGAAGAGAUGAAGACUGGUGUGGAGGCCGGGAUAAGCUUGGACCGGCAUCUGAAAUAGACCACGUCAUUCCCUUAAUCAGCAAACAUCUGGAACAGAAGGAAGCCUUUCUCAAGGCCUGUACACUAGCACGAAGGAAUGCAGAAGUGUUUCUCAAGUACAUUCACCGAAACAACGUCAGCAUGCCAGGGGUAGUGAGCCAUACGAGGGGACCUGAGCAACAAGUCAAAGCCAUUCUGAGCGAGCUGCUGCAGAGGGAGAACCGUGUUCUUCACUUCUGGACCUUGAAGAAACGGCGAUUGGAUCAGUGCCAGCAGUAUGUGGUCUUUGAACGCAGUGCUAAGCAGGCCUUAGACUGGAUUCAGGAUUCAGGAGAGUAUUAUCUUUCAACUCACAACUCCACAGGGGAAUCAGCAGAAGAGACAGAGGAACUUUUGAAAGAAUAUGGGGAAUUCAAAGUACCUGCAAAGCAAACCAAGGAGAAAGUGAAGCUUCUCAUUCAGCUGGCUGAUAGCUUUGUAGAGAAAGGACAUACUCAUGCCACUGAAAUUAGGAAAUGGGUUACCACCGUCGACAAACGCUAUCGGGACUUUUCACUGAGGAUGGGGAAAUACCGCUACUCUUUGGAAAAAGCUCUUGGAAUCAAUACAGAGGAUAACAAGGACCUGGAAUUGGACAUCAUUCCAGCGAGUCUGUCAGAUCGUGAGGUGAAGCUACGCGAUGCCAAUCAUGAGGCUAAUGAAGAAAAAAGGAAGUCAGCCAGAAAGAAAGAAUUCAUCAUGGCUGAACUGCUUCAGACUGAGAAGGCAUAUGUCAGGGAUUUGCAUGAAUGUUUAGAGACCUACCUUUGGGAAAUGACAAGUGGAGUGGAGGAGAUACCCCCAGGGAUUCUUAACAAAGAACACAUAAUCUUUGGCAACAUACAGGAGAUAUACGACUUUCAUAAUAACAUUUUUCUGAAAGAACUAGAAAAAUAUGAACAACUCCCUGAAGAUGUGGGUCAUUGUUUUGUCACCUGGGCGGAUAAAUUUCAGAUGUAUGUUACCUACUGCAAAAACAAGCCUGAUUCCAGCCAACUGAUCCUAGAGCAUGCAGGAACAUUCUUCGAUGAAAUUCAACAAAGGCAUGGUCUGGCCAACUCCAUUUCCUCAUACUUAAUCAAACCUGUCCAGAGGAUUACCAAGUAUCAACUUUUAUUGAAGGAGCUUUUAACAUGCUGUGAAGAAGGGAAGGGAGAACUUAAGGAUGGUUUGGAAGUGAUGCUCAGUGUCCCUAAGAAAGCCAAUGAUGCCAUGCAUGUCAGCAUGCUGGAAGGAUUUGAUGAAAACUUGGAUGUUCAGGGAGAACUGAUUCUUCAGGAUUCCUUCCAAGUAUGGGACCCCAAGUCUCUCAUCCGGAAGGGCCGCGAGAGACACUUGUUUCUCUUUGAAAUUUCUCUUAUUUUCAGCAAAGAGAUCAAAGAUUCUGCAGGACACACUAAAUAUGUUUACAAGAAUAAAUUACUGACCUCAGAACUGGGAGUGACAGAGCACGUAGAAGGAGAUCCCUGCAAGUUUGCCUUGUGGUCUGGACGGACUCCCUCUUCAGAUAAUAAAACAGUGCUGAAGGCAUCCAGUAUUGAAACAAAACAAGAAUGGAUAAAAAAUAUCCGGGAAGUGAUACAGGAACGGAUUAUACACGUAAAAGGAGCUUUGAAAGAGCCAAUACAGCUCCCCAAGACCCCAGCCAAGCAAAGAAACAACAGUAAGAGAGAGGGAGGAGAAGAUGCCGACAGCCAAGGAGAUGGGAGCAGUCAGCCUGACACAAUUUCAAUUGCAUCCAGGACUUCUCAGAAUACAGUGGACAGUGACAAGCUGUCUGGAGGAUGUGAACUAACUGUAGUGCUACAAGACUUUAUUGCCAACCACAGUAGUGAGCUGAGUAUCCAGGUGGGACAAACUGUGGAGUUACUAGAAAGGCCAAGUGAAAGGCCAGGCUGGUGUUUGGUACGGACAACAGAGCGGAGUCCACCUCAGGAAGGCCUGGUGCCCAGCAGUGCACUUUGCAUUUCCCAUUCUCGGAGCAGUGUGGAGAUGGACUGCUUCUUCCCCUCAGGAAAAGAUUCCUAUUCAGCCUCCUCCAAUGAAAAUGGCGGGAAAUCGGAAUCAGUGGCCACUUUGCAGCCUCAGUCAUCCCUCAAUUCCAUCCAGAGCUCCCCUGGUCCAAAGCGCUCGACCAACACACUGAAAAAAUGGCUCACGAGCCCUGUACGCCGACUGAACAGUGGGAAGGCAGACAGUAACAUCAAAAAACAGAAAAAAGUGCGUGAAGGAAGGAAGAGCUUUGAUCUGGGAUCCCCCAAGCCUGGAGAUGAGACCACACCUCAGGGAGACAGUGCAGAUGAGAAGAGCAAGAAAGGUUGGGGCGAAGAUGAACCAGAUGAAGAAUCUCAUACACCACUCCCUCCUCCAAUGAAGAUUUUUGAUAAUGACCCCACGCAGGAUGAGAUGACACUAGAAGGAGGCUCUUACCGAGGAAGCUUAAAAGAUACCACUGGAUGCUUGAAUGAAAAUGUGACACCUUCAACUCCUCCUCCUUCAAGAAACCUUGAAGAGGAACAAAAAGCCAAAGCUAUGAGAGGCAGGGCGUUUGUUCUAAAUGAACUGGUACAGACGGAGAAAGACUAUGUGAAAGAUUUAGGAACUGUGGUGGAGGGAUUCAUGCAAAGAAUAGAAGAAAAAGGUGUUCCCGAAGACAUGAAAGGGAAAGACAAGAUUGUAUUUGGAAACAUUCACCAGAUCUAUGACUGGCAUAAAGAUUUUUUUCUUGCUGAACUGGAAAAGUGCCUUCAGGAGCAUGACCGUUUAGCACAGCUCUUCAUCAAGCAUGAGAGACGAUUACACAUGUAUGUGGUGUACUGUCAAAACAAACCAAAAUCUGAAUAUAUAGUAGCGGAAUGUGGUGCAUAUUUUGAGGAGGUGCAACAAGAAAUAAACCAGCGGCUAACUCUUAGUGACUUCUUAAUCAAACCCAUUCAAAGAAUAACCAAGUACCAGUUGCUACUCAAGGAUUUCCUAAAAUUCAGUGAAAAGGCUGGACUUGAAUGUUCAGAGACAGAGAAAGCUGUGGAAUUGAUGUGCCUUGUUCCUAAACGCUGCAAUGACAUGAUGAACCUGGGCCGUCUUCAGGGCUUUGAGGGCAAGCUGGCAGCCCAGGGGAAGUUGCUGCAGCAGGAUACAUUCUAUGUAACAGAGCAGGAUUCUGGAGGGCUGUCUCGGCCGAAGGAACGCAGAGUUUUCCUCUUUGAGCAAAUAGUCAUCUUUAGUGAACUUCUUCGGAAAGGCUCUCUAACACCUGGCUAUCUGUUCAAACGGAGCAUAAAAAUGACAUACCUAAUCCUUGAGGAGAAUGUGGACAAUGAUCCCUGCAAAUUUGCGCUCAUGAGUCGGGAAACAUCAGAAAGGCUCAUCUUGCAGGCAGCCAAUCCUGAAAUCCAGCAAGCUUGGAUACAGGAUAUCAAUCAAGUGUUGGACACACAGAGGGACUUCUUAAACGCACUACAGUCUCCCAUAGAGUACCAGCGCAAAGAAAGCAGUACCUCAGCUGUAAUGAGACCCCAGACCAGCAGGGUACCUCAGCCCAUCACCAGACCCUAUUCCUCAGGUCCAGUGGGGUCUGAUAAACCUUUGAAGGCUACAAUACGUAACCCAUCUCUUCCACCUCUGAAGAUAUCUACCUCCAAUGGCAGCACAGGGCAUGAACAGCACCAGCCAGGGGACAAAUAUGAGCCAAGCAAGAAUGACUUGGGUGGGUGCAAUGGGACCUCUUCUAUGGUGGUCAUCAAAGAUUACUAUGCACUGAAGGAGAAUGAAAUCUGUGUCAACCAGGGUGAGGUGGUCCAAGUACUUGCCAUUAACCAGCAGAACAUGUUCCUUGUGUACCAGCCUGCCAAUGACCAUUCACCAGCAGCAGAAGGAUGGAUCCCAGGGAAUAUCUUGGCUCCCCUCACUAAAUCAACUACAGAUAAUAGCGACGGAAGCAUAAAGAAGUCAUGUUCAUGGCAUACCCUGCGCAUGAGAAAGCGGGCGGAAAAGGAAAGCAGUGGCAAAACUGAAGCUAAUGGCCUACGUAAAUCCAAGGAUAUUCUGGGCAACAAAGUCUCUGUUAAAAUCAUCAACCCAAACUUCAUCCAGGAAGUUGCUCCAGAGUUUCUCGUGCCCUUAGUGGAUAUAACGUGCUUGCUUGGGGACACUGUCAUGUUACAGUGUAAAGUCUGUGGACGGCCAAAGCCAACCCUCACCUGGAAAGGGCCGGAUCAAAACAUUAUUGACAACGACAACAGCACACCUGCAUAUACUAUUUCCUCCUGUGAGUCAGGUGAAAUCACCCUGAAAAUCUGUAACGUGAUGCCUCAAGACAGUGGUAUUUACACUUGUGUGGCGACAAAUGAACUUGGGGCAGCAUCCACCUCAGCUACCAUCAAAGUGCAAGGUGUCCCUGCAGCCCCGAAUCGCCCUAUUGCUCAGGAAAGAAGCUGCACCUCUGUGAUUCUUCGCUGGCUGCCUCCAUCCAGUACAGGGAACUGCACCAUUUCAGGUUACACUGUGGAGUACAGAGAAGAAGGUUCACAGAUCUGGCAACAGUCUGUUGCCUCAACUUUGGACACCUACCUCGUCAUUGAAGAUCUCACACCUGGCUGCCAAUAUCAGUUUCGAGUCAGUGCCAGCAAUCCCUGGGGAAUUAGCUUACCAAGUGAGGCCUCUGAGUUUGUGAAACUUCCUGAAUAUGACUCUGCGGCAGAUGGAGCCACCAUUUCCUGGAAAGAGAACUUUGAUUUUGCCUACACAGAACUGAAUGAGAUUGGAAGGGGCCGAUUUGCGGUUGUAAAGAAAUGCAUCCACAAAGCCACCAGGAAAGAUGUUGCUGUGAAGUUCAUUAAUAAAAAAAUGAAGAAGAAAGAGCAGGCAGCACAUGAGGCCGCCAUGUUGCAGCAUUUGCAACAUCCUCAGUAUAUCACUAUUCAUGACACUUAUGAGUCACCUUCCUCCUAUAUCUUAGUCUUAGAACUGAUGGAUGAUGGCCGUCUCUUGGACUACCUUAUGAAUCAUGAUGAACUGAUGGAGGACAAAGUUGCCUUUUACAUAAGAGACACAAUGGAAGCCUUACAGUACCUUCACAAUUGUCGAGUUGCUCAUUUGGAUAUAAAGCCAGAAAAUUUGCUCAUUGACUUGCGGAUCCCAGUGCCUCGCGUUAAGUUAAUAGACCUAGAAGAUGCUGUUCAAAUCACAGGCCAUUACCAUAUUCAUCACCUCCUUGGAAAUCCUGAAUUUGCUGCUCCAGAAGUUCUCCAAGGUGCUCCUGUUUCCCUGGGCACCGAUAUCUGGAGUCUAGGAGUGCUCACCUAUGUCAUGUUAAGUGGUGUAUCUCCCUUUCUGGAUGAAAGUAGAGAAGAGACUUGUAUCAAUGUGUGCCGAGUGGAUUUCAGCUUCCCGAGUGAGUAUUUCUGUGAUGUGAGCCAUGCUGCAAGAGACUUCAUCACUGUAAUCCUUCAGGAAGACUUCCGGAGGAGACCGACAGCAGCCACUUGCUUGCAGCAUCCUUGGCUACAGUUUCACAAUGGCAGCUAUUCCAAAAUCCCGCUGGAUACCUCACGCCUAGCCAGCUUCAUUGAGCGCCGCAAACACCAGUUUGAUGUGCGCCCAGUUCCCAAUGUUAAGAGCUUCAUAAUGAGCAGGAUGAACCUAGGAACGUAAUGCAAUAUAACUACUUUGACUUUGACACUGAAGAGCUAUAGGGUAUGAAGAGAGAAAGCAGACAAUCUCUCUUUCUCUCUCUCUCUCUCUGUAUAAAGUAUUAUAUUUGAUGUGAUGUCCAAGAAUGUGUAUGUGCUGUUCCAGCCAUUGCAUUAUCCAACUAGUUAGAAUUCAGUGCUUUCAGAUGUUGCAUAUGCAACUUCUUGGGUGGCUUAUUCUUGUAAUGCUGUGGUCAUGUUAAAUACAGAUGAAUGUUAAAAAGUACAUCGGUUGAGAACGGGAACCAAAACACUGUUGCCUUGCUUUUGAAAGGCAGCCUUUUAAAAGACCUGGACAGCCUUGCUGAUCUUAUUAAAAUUUAAAUUAUGUAUUGGAAAGAAAUUAGUCUGACCCUCUUGCAAUCAGCGUUCCUUGAAAAACAGACUGGAUGGAUAGAUUUCAGAUUUUUCAGAAAUUGUUGUUCAAGUCCUAACAAAGGGCAGAUCUAUCUUACAAGACAGACUUCACUCAUCUACAGUCAGAAUUAACCUUGCCGGAGGAUAGCCCUUGGGCUAUCAUAAAUUCAAGUUUGUCAGCGAUAUGACUUAAGUAUACUGUAUCAACAUCAAGAUAUACCUUUGCCAAUAAGUCCUCUCUGUAUUCUACGGGAUCCUGUCUUUGAAAGUUAACAGUCAACAUUACCAUAAAGUAGUAAUAUGCUACUGCUGAGAUGGUAAAUCCACUGGAACAAAAAAUGUUUUGAUGAAGCACAAUGGGACAAUUUUCUACUAAUUUUUUAUAUCUCUUGUACAGAAAUCUUUUGCAAAACCUGUGCGUUGAGAAAAGGCUAUGUUAAAAUAAUUGCUGUGUCUGUAAACUAGAUGUCCAAGAUUUUUCCUAUUGCAGGAUAUUUGUUGAAUUCUCAUAUAGCCUGUAACAUGAAAAGGAUCUCAUUCCUUUUCAGUUUUAAACAUUGCUCAGUUGUGAAAUCAAUCCAAAGUUGGCCGAAGUGUGGUAAACAUAGUGGAUCCAUUCUUCUGCUUAUGGCUUCAAAAUUGGUCUGUAAGACUGGUAGUUUACAUUUGUACAUAUGCAUCUAUCUCCAUAGCCCCAUUGUCCAAAUAUCUAUGCUGGUAUUUUCAUUCAAUCCUAAAGUCUGGUGUGGAAUAACUCAAAAGGAUUAUUAAUAUUAAAAUUGCAAUAGUUCAUUCUCAUUAACUAAACACUUAGCAGCAUAAUAGUUUCCUAUAAAUCAUUGAACAAUUUUAAGUGGCUUUGGAAGAAUAAUUCCAAAUUAAAUUAAUAUUGUAUUGUCAUUGUUGGAACUAGUCCAGCGGUUUUACACCAAGGGUACUUUUGUACAAAGAAGUUGAAUCAGUCGACUGUUCGUCAUGCCUAUUUCCCCCCUCUUCCUCAACAACUACAGUUCUAUAAAACCUGCUAUGUGGUGAUAGACCUAGUACCUUGCAGGGACAUGGUGGUAUCUUCUUCCUACAUGGGGGGAGAGAGAGAGAGAGAGAGAGAGAGAGAUCUCCCACUUUGCCUGGUCAUUUGGGAUCCACUUGUUGGGGCACAAGGUAUCAAUGCACAAGUCGCUAGCACAUCCUAUAACCACUUGUGUUGUAAGCACCUACCAUAAGCGCUCUGACAUACUACCUACACAGUCUUUUUUCCAUAAUAAAAUCCUGCUGGGUGAAGCACAGGAAGGAUGUUUGCUAUUACAGACAGCAAGCACUUUUAUCUGAGGCUGCAUUAUAACUAAGACUUGAAUAGAAAGUCAAGAAAGGAAACAACAGAGAGGCAUGCUGGGAGUUGUAGGUCUUUUUCUGUCUAAACAUGCAUAGGAUGGCACCUUUGAGAAUAUAGAAAGCUGCCUUAUACUGAGGACUUCUCUAGCAAAAAAUCCCAUAGCCUUACCAAGGCUCUCUCUUUUGGAGUCUUCACACUUUAACGAUGGGCAAAAUACACACACCCGCCCCAUGACUGGUUCCCUCCCAUGUGUUACAUUGGUAAUGCCAGCAGAGAGCACUGUUUUAUCACUCGAUUUAGGUUUAUUACCACAUUUUUGGUGAGUUUGGCAGAUUAUCCGUUGAAAACAACAGAACCUUCUGCAUGCAAAGUAUGUCCUCUACUACUGAGCUACCGUUUCUGUGGGUCUGUGGUCAUUUAUACCAACAAAAGAGGAAGCCCCCAAGGGGUACUGGAAACCUGUAGUUUAUUGUGCAGAAUGUGUUCAAUGGCCUGUUUCAGAUUUAACAAUCCCAGUCAAUAACCCAUGGCUUAUUGCACCAGGCUCCUGGUUUGAUAUCUUGGCUUGUAGACAGCCUUAACCAAAGUUUCUUAGUUCAGAUGUCACGAGGAAUUGUUCUUUACAAAAGCAGGAAAUGAAGAGCAGAGAUUGUUAUGGUUGAACUGGGCAUUUUACUUCAUUGCAAAAGUUACAUAUUCCCAGUGCUUCUUGUAGGCUUUCUCUCUUCUUGUUUUUACUUUGCACCCUCUUUCCUUCUGUAGCCAAUAGAAGCCACAGCUUUUAUAAGCCCCAAGUAACGUUUAAACAGUAAUCAUCCUGACUCAAAUUAAUACAUGUUUUCGUUUCCCUGUUUUUUAAAACUAUUUUCCCCACCCCCUUUUCCCCAUUGAACUUGUAUUGCCAGAUCAGGAGCUGUAAAUGCUUUUAGUACUGUGGGAAAGGCAAAAAUGACGAACACAUUAUUGGAAGUUUGUUUCUUUCCUUACCAGACAAGAAGUAAUCAAUAAAGGAGCAGGUAUAGGAAAGAGAAUUUAUUUCAGAUUAUUUGGCUAGAAAAUACGGUUUAACAAAGCAGGGUGUCUCUCCUUAGGAAAAGAAACCGAAGUCCUUUCCUUUAAACUUCUCAAUGAGCAAUGUUUUCCCCGUUACCUAUUAUUUUACUCAAGAAACUUGUGUCAAGCUUUUGAAUAUCAUGGCAAGGAUCAUAUAAACCACUGACGUUAUAGUAAGGAUAGGAUAGGAUCAAAUCCUUAGGUUGCUUUUAGUUGUCACAAUUUCCUCAAGGCACCGACAAUCAUGCAGAGGCCAGACAUGGGGGCUCAGGGAAAAACAAUGGCCAAGAUCCAAGUAAAGUUAGUUGUGACUGAACUCCACUGAAAUGCAACUUAAAUCCUAUUGCUUUUAAUGAGACCUAAGCUGAAAUCCUAUGCAUAUUUACUGAGGAGUAAACUCAAAUGUAUAGCCUUUGAAAUGAAGAAUACAGAAUAAGCUUUGAUGUGGUCGCACAGCAUGUCUUGGAUCACUUUAGCUGGACUGAGAUCAAUGUAAGUAAAUCAUUACAACUUUUAAAUAUCAUAUGAUAAAAGAGAGAUGGAUCUUUGUCAUAUUAACUUGCUCCUUUUAGCUGUGAAAGCCUUCUUACAUUUCACUCUGUCCGAUGUAUACAAGGAAGAGUUAAUCAACCUUUGUGCACCUGUUUUUGGUCCUUUCUUUGUGAUCCUUAAGAAAUGCAAAAUGUAUUCUAGGCUAACUCUCAUUGAGGUAUUUCUACAAAAUAAAUUUCUUUGGUACACUGUAUUACUAUAAAAUAAUGACCAGGGGAAACAAAUAUUUGAAUCUCUACUGCAAGCAAAUGGAUAGAAUUUGAGACAACCAUUGGGUACAUCGCUGCUGUUUUGCCAUGGAAUAAACCUAAGUCUGAAGGUGUUUUCUCAGGCACAAAGCUGUUUUUGCGUCAAAGGGCUUUGCAAUGUGAAUGUAAAACCUACACUGUCCAGAAUAUUCAUUUGCAUUACAAAUGCUUCUCUUCUGCAUUAACAGUGAUCAUUUGAUAACAUGAAAGAGUAAUUUGAGCCUCGUAUGAAAAUGCCUGAAAUACUGUUUUUUGUGUUAAUAUUUUUAGGGCACAGUCCUAUGCAUUUUUAGACAGAAAUAAGUCCUAGAAUUCUCAGCAUUCCUCAGCCAAUCAUGUUGACUGGGUAAUGCUGGGAGUUGUAGAACUUUUUUCUGUCUAAACAUGCAUAGGAUGUGCCCUUAAUGAAGAAACUUAAGACUGGCUGCACAUUUCAAUGUUUGCGUGGCCCUCACUGAAUUUGUGAGAUGUGUCUGAUGCAGAUGCAUGUUCCAUUUGGGACCACGAGUUGCAAGUAACAAAGUGUGACUAGCACUUGUUUGGGGCAACUGGUUUGUAAUUAGGAAUUUCUAUACGUAAUCUGAUUUUUGAGUGCCAUUUCAUGGACAGCCUUUUUCCCCCAUCCAUUUAUAGAUGGGAUCUGGUUUAUCGCCCAUUCUGAUUGUUUAUGAUUCAUCAGGAAAUGGUGCUUUCCUAAGGAAAUAAUAUAUUAUCCCUUUCAUACAUUUGCCGUCAAAUAUCAAAUCGCUAUUCUGGAAUAAUUUUACUGGUGACUGUUAACUUGAUGUCAGGAUUCUGUCAUUUGUGGGUUUAUACUUUGAAGCUGGUAGAAACAAGCAUUUUAAGCCAUAUCUUGUCUUCAUGCCCUAUUUUUCAGUGCUGGUGCUUUUACUUCUCUUUCUAGCAAACUGUUCUGUUUGCUUUUUCUCACAGGUUACUCCACUGUAAUUCUUCUACUGAAAAUAAGGUCUGACAUGCAAAGGACAGAGCAGACAACUACAAAUACACCUUUUAGGCUGCAGUCCUAUGGAAACUUACCUGGGAGUAGGUCCCAUUGAAUGCAAAGGGGUUGACUUCUGAGUAGAAAUGUAUGAUGGCACUGUUUGCAUCCUAACUCAUAAGCAAGUCUCCUUGAACUCAAUGGGACUUACUUCUGAGUAAACAUGUACAGGACUGUGCGGUUAAAAUACUUGCAAUUAUUAUGUGAUUAGUGGUGGUGAUGGGGACUAGAUUAUCAAGAGGGGGCUCAUUGCUGGAGAUGUUUAAACAGUGGCUGCACAGCCACUUGUCAAGGAUGCUUGUAGUUGCAGGAUUCCUGUACUGAGCAGGGGGUUGGACCAGACAACCUCCAAGGUUCCUUCCAACAUUAGAAUUCCACGAUUCUAAGAGCCUCACAUUUUUUAAGGUGCAAACGAAUUCCAAAGCCUUAAAGAUUUUCAGUCUUUUGCUGGUCUGCCUUAAGUGUUAUUAUCUCAUUUUAUUGUUGAUUUCAUUUUAUAUUCAUAUGUGUUUUCUAAAGAUACAUUUUGUAAAUAUUUUAUUUAUACUUCUGACCCUUCAUGUGUAAUGUUGUAAAGUGAUUUCCUGCUCUUAACAUGUUCUUAUUCUUUGGCAGAAUAUGUCACCUACUGAUGUAAAAUCUACAUUUGAGGUGACUGCCUUCCUUAUAAAUACAAUAUACAAAAGAU
Elgaria multicarinata webbii is the source of this 14191-nucleotide messenger RNA. It is a transcript of the gene KALRN, whose product is annotated as kalirin RhoGEF kinase. NCBI's taxonomy places the organism in Eukaryota, Metazoa, Chordata, Lepidosauria, Squamata, Anguidae. Gene Ontology annotation, cellular component: extrinsic component of membrane; cytoplasm; postsynaptic density. The transcript is spliced from 58 exons. The coding region runs from base 148 to 8922 and encodes 2924 amino acids. Gene Ontology annotation, biological process: protein phosphorylation; axon guidance; intracellular signal transduction. Gene Ontology annotation, molecular function: guanyl-nucleotide exchange factor activity; ATP binding; protein binding. The record is from RefSeq and is a predicted model, not a curated record.